Messenger RNA from Plectropomus leopardus (leopard coralgrouper), 2399 nucleotides. RefSeq names its product serine incorporator 1 (gene serinc1). Lineage: Eukaryota; Metazoa; Chordata; Actinopteri; Perciformes; Serranidae. The record is from RefSeq and is a predicted model, not a curated record. Gene Ontology annotation, cellular component: membrane.
AGCGGGGCAGCGCAUCAUCCAUCUUCUGGGAAAGCAAAGCAGCUCCAGCCAUCUAACGACCGACCAGAAAACAGCAAACAUCAGCCAUCAUGGGAGCCGUGCUGGGACUGUGCUCCAUGGCGAGCUGGAUCCCGUGCCUGUGCGGCAGCGCCCCCUGCCUGCUGUGUCGAUGCUGCCCCAGUGGAAAUAACUCCACGGUGACUCGCCUCAUCUACGCCUUCUUCCUGCUGCUGGGAGUGGGCAUCGCCUGCAUCAUGCUGAUGCCCGGCAUGGAGGGGCAGCUCAAGAAGAUUCCAGGUUUCUGCGAAGGAGGGACGGGUUCGUCUAUUCCCGGCGUGGAGGGCCACGUGAACUGCGAUGUGCUGGUGGGCUACAAGGCUGUGUACCGCGUUUGCUUCGGCAUGGCCAUGUUCUUCCUGCUCUUCUCUCUGCUCAUGAUCAAAGUCAAGAGCAGCCAGGACCCCCGAGCUGCGCUGCACAACGGGUUUUGGUUCUUUAAGUUUGCUGCAGCUGUGGCCAUCACUAUCGGAUCGUUCUUCAUCGCAGAGGGUCCUUUCACUGUUGUGUGGUUCUAUGUCGGCAUGGCCGGAGCCUUCUGCUUCAUCCUCAUCCAGCUGGUGUUACUCAUUGACUUUGCCCACUCCUGGAAUGAGUCCUGGGUGGAGAAGAUGGAGGAGGGAAACUCCCGCUGCUGGUAUGCAGCUCUGUUGUCGGUCACCACGGUGAACUACUUGUUGUCUCUGGUGUCUCUGGUCAUGUUCUACAUCUACUACACCCACUCUGACGGCUGCACUGAAAACAAGGUCUUCAUCAGCAUUAACAUGCUCCUCUGUGUGGCGGCCUCUGUCCUGUCCAUCCUGCCUCAGAUCCAGGAGUCCCAGCCCAGGUCUGGCCUGCUGCAGUCCUCCCUGGUUACCCUGUACACCAUGUACCUGACCUGGUCUGCCAUGACCAAUGAGCCCGACAGGAAAUGUAACCCGAGCCUUCUGGGUAUUAUCGGGCUGAACAGCACCAGCCCUGCAGGUCAGGACCAUGUGGUUCAGUGGUGGGAUGCCCAGGGCAUUGUGGGAUUGAUCCUUUUCCUUAUGUGUGUCCUCUACUCCAGUAUUCGUAACUCAUCCAACGCCCAGGUGAACAAGCUGACUCUGACCAGUGACGAGUCGGCUCUGAUCGAAGACGGGCCUCAGACUGACGGCUUCGAGGAGGGCGGAGUCAACAGGGCUGUGGACAAUGAGAGGGACGGCGUCACCUACUCCUACUCUUUCUUCCACUUCAUGCUGUUCCUGGCGUCGCUCUACAUCAUGAUGACGCUCACCAACUGGUACAGCCCUGACGCCAACUAUGAGGCCAUGACCAGCAAGUGGCCGUCGGUGUGGGUGAAGAUCUCCUCCAGCUGGAUCUGCAUCGCCCUCUACGUGUGGACGCUGGUGGCUCCGCUGGUCCUGGUCAACAGAGACUUUGACUGAAACAUACACGCACUGUCCCGCCGCUCAUACAAGCAUCCAUCCACGCUCUGCUUCACCUGUGUUUUGUUUCAGCAAAGUCAGUAAAACAGUAGGUAGCUAACCCCGCGUCAGUUACCGCCGGAGGGGCCGGGGCUGCGCUCAGAGCGGCUGUUUGAGGACCGUGCAGUUUGGCGGCUGUCUGUGCAGUCUGUUGAAGCUGCAGGGAUGAUGGAUAGAAAGUGCUGUUUAAACCUCCCAGCUUUGACUGCAGCCCAGCCUCCUCUGGUGUUAGCGUCAUUGUGAAUCCUCAACAGCCUGUUGCCGUGGUUUCCCCCAUUGUAAAUAUAUCCUGUGUACUCCCAGUGGAUGGUUUUCUUUCUGUAAAGACAGAGCUGCAUGCUUUUCCUUUAAAACUUGAUGUGACAUUAACAGUAGCUGUAUCCGAAGCUUUUAUGAGGAUGUUGACUGCUUUGAUCGGUAACACUUGAACUCUGACUGCAGUAUUACAUACGGAAACGCUGUUAUGCCUAGAUUGUGCUGUCGUCAGAUGGAUUCUGUUGUGAAUGAGCAGGACUCCAGCUGUGAGAGACGAGAGCUGUUAGUAGUUCACCACCAUCGCCAGGCAUGAGCAGUGCUGUGUAGCGUUGUGUGUGUGGUAUUCUAGUCACCUGCUAUCAUGUGUUUAAGUUCUACCAGCUUGCACAUACACAACAAAGGCAUUCCCAUUUUUGUUGCUUCUGAUUUGGAUUUUGACUUUAAAUGUAAAAUUGAUUGUUUGAAGCCUUCUAGGUGAUAAGUUAUUUGGUAGUGUUUAACAUUAGCAUGUAGUUUUCUCAAACAUUGUGCGUGUACAUUUGUAUAAUUGUCUCACCUGUGCUUUUAUCCUUAAUGAGGUUUUUCUCUUGACAUGUAAAAGUAUAUUGUAACUCGUUUAAUAAAAGCGAGGAAAAAGAA